Sabethes cyaneus is the source of this 5562-nucleotide messenger RNA. It is a transcript of the gene l(2)gl, whose product is annotated as lethal(2) giant larvae protein. NCBI's taxonomy places the organism in Eukaryota, Metazoa, Arthropoda, Insecta, Diptera, Culicidae. The coding region runs from base 993 to 4571 and encodes 1192 amino acids. The record is from RefSeq and is a predicted model, not a curated record. Gene Ontology annotation, cellular component: cortical actin cytoskeleton; cytoplasm; plasma membrane. Gene Ontology annotation, biological process: regulation of Notch signaling pathway; establishment of spindle orientation; regulation of protein secretion. The transcript has 10 exons. Gene Ontology annotation, molecular function: myosin II binding; syntaxin binding; GTPase activator activity.
GUUUCAGUCGCGAUUUUAAGAGGUGUCGUCAUUUUUAAUGUAUUUUUUUUGUCGGAAGUGAGUGCUCAGUGAGUUUUUUUUGUCACAUUAUUACCGACAACGUAAGCCGGCACGGUUUUCUUAAGUGAAAAAUAAGACAAGGUGAAAGGCAAUAAAUAUUUAAAUGUUCUAGCCUACUUACAUUUCGAAAGAACGGUGAAAUUUAUUCAUUUUUCCUCUUGCGUUCCAAAUGGUGUCGGGAAGAAACAGAAGAAAACGCCAUCCAGUGAUCGCCAGUUGUAUAUGUGUGCGUUCGAUAGAUUACUACAGAUUUUUAUUGUGUUAUUUUGUGACAAAGGAGAAUUUUGGUUAUGGUUCAUCUGUUUAUCAUAAGUGCCUAAUAAAAUCAGAAACUUUGUGGUUCAUUCAAUGAUAAGUAACUGAAGGAUAAUACACAUUAACGGACAGUAUAUGGGAAAUAACACCGCAGCUCAUAAAUCAGUUAACUUGGAGCGCAAUCUUCUAUGCCUUGCGGUGUUCGUUCACAACCACUAGUCGGCCCUACUGGUCUGAUGCUGCUGGAUGUGUCCAUGUUUGAAAGAAGCCCACUUCGAUCCAUUAGCAGCAGCGAUUUACCUCCAUCAUCACCAUCCGGAUUUCGAGUGUUGUCCGACCAUUGGUCAGGCCAAAUUGCGAGCAUCGUGAAGUGCCGAUACAGUCUGGGUUAAUAAUUGAAAAUCGCGGGUUCACUGCCUAACACCCUUCCGGAGUUGGAGUCGGUGCGGUCCAUCACUGACAGACGAAAGACGUGCAACGAAUCGAAGAAAAGUGGAGUUUGAAUAAUCUCACUGGGCUUUAGAUACUGGCCAUAAACGAGUAGUGUAAUAGCAAAGUUGUGUUUGUGCUGAUUUUCUAUGUGCUUACGUAUCUGUGAAUAACAAGGGUAGAAGAAAAUUCACAAUCUUCUCGAAAAGCUCCAACCUGUGGUAUUAGAAAGAGUAUCAGCAUCAACAAUGUUGAAAUUUAUACGAGGAAAAGGCCAACAACCUUCGGCCGAACGGCAGAAGCUGCAGAAAGAAUUAUUUGCAUUCCGCAGGACUGCUCAACAUGGUUUUCCAAAUAAGCCGUCAGCGUUGGCAUAUGAUCCUAUAAGCAAGCUGAUGGCCAUCGGUACCAACAGUGGCAUCAUUAAAGUUUUCGGAAGGCCCGGCGUUGAAUUCUACGGUCAGCAUCCUGCAACAACAAACGCUUUAGAUUCAAUUGUACAAUUGCUAGAAUGGAUUCCUGGAAGCGGUCGGUUGCUGUCACUGACUGCGUCGAAUCAGUUAAUUUUAUGGGAACCAACCGGAACGGUACUGGUCCCCAUAAAAACGCUUCCGUUUGAUGGUAAAUUGAAAAAGAUUUCAUCAUUAUGCUGUUCGUACAUGAAAGAUACAGUAUGGAUCGGAACAGAGGGUGGCAAUGUGUAUCAGUUUGAUAUAAAAAGUUUUUCUGUAAAAGAACCGGUUAUCUAUCAUGAUGUGGUUCUCGAGCAAUUGCCACAAUCUUACAAGCUUAACCCGGGAGCAAUUGAAUCAGUUAAACAAUUGCCAAAUAACCAUAACCAACUGCUGAUUGCGUACAACCGUGGACUAACAGUUUUGUGGGAUCUGGAGGUAUGCAAUGUCAAACAAUCGUUUAUUUCACCGGGACACGGUCAGAGUGUUGGUUUGUUCAUAUCACCUUGUGGAACGCAGUUUACAUGGUACCACGCAGAUGGAUCCUUCGCAACGUGGGAUUUGGAUAGCGUUAUUCCACCGGAAAAUCAAAAAUACGUUCCCUAUGGCCCCGAUCCCUGUAAGGCGAUAGAUCGUUUGAUUCGUGGGAAGCGAGGUUUGUGUGAGUUGGUCGUAUUUUCCGGCGGUAUGCCAAGAUCCGCUUACGGUGAACAUCAGUGUGUCUCCGUUCACUGCCGCGAUGGCACAAAGCUUGCAUUUGACUUCACAUCGAAAGUGAUAGAUUUCUUCGUUACAUUUAAUGAUGAACAUCCUGAGCAAGCCGAAGUUUUAGUUGUUCUGCUAGAGGAAGAGCUUGUUGCUUAUGAUUUGACAGACGAAACGCUACCUCAAAUUAAUGCCCCCUACCUGCAUUCCCUUCACGCGUCAGCCGUUACUUGUAACCAUUUAGUAUCGCAGGUAUCUAGUGAAGUGUACGAGAAAAUUCAACGCGCUGGAGAGGCCCAACUGGCAGACUAUAGCUCUAGUCCAUGGCCCAUUACUGGGGGAACAAUACCUGAAACCGACGAAGAAGAACGUUCUGAAUAUGAUGUACUAAUUACAGGCCACGAGGACGGAUCCGUUAAAUUUUGGAAUUGUUCGGAAGUUUGCUUAACACCUCUGCUACAUGUUAAAACAGCCCCACUGUUCAAUAACAGCGAAGAUUUCGACAAUCAUUUGAGUACUUCCAAUGAACAGUUAGACGAUGGAGAACCGCCUUUCCGGAAAGCUGGUCAAUUUGAUCCGUAUUCGGAUGAUCCACGUUUGGCUGUCAAAAAAGUUCAGCUAUGCCCGAAAACAGGCACAUUAGUUAUUGCUGGCACGGCCGGUAACGUUGUGAUUGCAAACUUUGAUACUGCUCCUGAGGAACCAGGUCCGCUAAAGGUAACGACCAUGAAUCUGGUUUGCGACCGCGAUGGAUUCGUAUGGAAGGGACACGAUCAGCUGAAGGUUAAGAGGCAAUUAUUGGAGGAGAAUCUGCCGAUAUUAGAGGGUGUUAACUUCAGCAGCAUCUUGCAAGUAUUGCCACCUGCUGCCGUUACGUGUAUUGCAGUGCAGAGUCAGUGGAGCUUAGUUGCUGCUGGUACUGCACAUGGUCUAGUGCUUUUCGAUUAUCACAGCCAGAAUCCAGUAUUGCACAAGUGCACUCUGAAUCCCAACGACUUAACUGGUGCUGGAGAAACUCUUUCACGGCGCAAAUCAUUUAAGAAAACCCUCCGAGAAUCUUUCCGUCGUCUGCGAAAAGGUCGUUCCACUCGUAAUAAUCCGGGUGCUCAAGCAGCGACACCAGCGGAGACACGUCCUGUGGAGCGACAGAUCGAAGCCCGACCGGUGGAUGAUGGAAUGGGAUCGAUGGUACGAUGUUUAACCUUUGCACAGACAUUCGUUACCAAUCAACAGCAUACCAUUCCCACGCUUUGGUCCGGUACCAACUCUAGCUGUGUUUCGGUAUUUGUCUUGCAUGUUCCUGUUCGUCAACCGCCCUUGCAGAGCGGUGAGGCUAACGUCGAUAACGAUGCUCCACCACCAAAACCAAUCACCGGACAACUUGCAAAGGAGAUACAACUGAAACAUCGUGCCCCAGUUAUUGGAAUUGCUAUUUUCGAUCAGCAUGGUGUUCCUCUUGAAUUUCAAUCGACCCCUGGACCAGGACCUCAUAAGGUGCUUAUUGCAUCGGAAGAGCAGUUCAAAGUUUUUUCGCUUCCACAGUUAAAGCCGGUUAACAAAUACAAGCUAACAGCUCACGAGGGUGCGAGAGUCCGUCGUAUUUCUUUUGCUACAUUUUCCUGCAACGUUCCAGCACAUCAAUUACAACACAGUCCAUCAAAAGCAGGCGUUAGACCAGCAAGUGAAACUUCACCUGCUUCUGCAUCGCCCUCCGCUGAAGCUUUGAACACUAGUAGCAGGACAGAUGUUGGUAGUGCUCCAGAAGUUCUUACACAUACAGAAAUCAGCUUACUCUGCUUAACAAACCUGGGUGAUUGUCUAGUGCUGUCAAUUCCCGAGCUUAAACGGCAACUAAACGCCGCUGCAGUUCGACGCGAGGAUAUCAAUGGCAUUUCAUCUCUUUGCUUUACGAACCAUGGUGAGGCAUUGUACAUGAUGUCUUCAUCCGAGGUGCAGCGAAUCACAUUGUCUACUUCGAAAAUCGUUUCUCCUACGGGAUUUAUUGAGUUGGAAGAUUGGACGCAUACAGAAGAAGAUGAUGAGGGUGUAGAAGAUGCACCGGUUGUUGACGGAGAAGAACCACAACCGGUUGGUCAGAGCUCCCCAAAAACUGGUAGUGAGGAUAAAAUAGCAACGGCCGCUUCUGCUCCACUUACAGUUGUCGUAACUAGCAUCAACGGAACUGGAUCUACUGGUGCUGGUGGAGAUGGAUUGCCGAACGGAGUCGGUAACGGGGAUGAUGCUUCGCCGCACAAGGCCAAUGAAACUAUAACUAGCUCGAUCGGAGAUAUAACGAUUGACUCGGUGCGCGAUCACCUCAACUCAACAACUAGUACACUUUGUUCGACGACCACAGAAGAGAUUGUUGGUCGCUUAUCAGUACUGAGCACUCAUUCCAAUAGUGUAUCAUCAUCUGCGAAGACAGCCGAAAUAACUGCCUUAAAUUCAUCUAACAUCAAAGAUUUGAAACACGUGGGUGACUCCACAGAAACAGCAUCGAAUUCAGUUAUCAUAAAAUCAGUUAUUACAACCGUUAAGCACGGUAUUGGACACGUCAAUGGAGAGCACAAUUCUUCUACAACUACGACUGAGAGUAGCAAAACGACAGCAAUUACAUCCGGCGGCACCGGAACAUCGCUCCCACUACUUCGGAAGGAGAGCAAAUUUUAACGAGUGAUUUUCUUUAAAGACGAGUAUCGACAACAAAUGAGCACACACAGACCACACACAACCAUAAUUGUUGUCGUUGUUCAAGUUUGAGUUAGUUUAUUAACAAUAAUUUUAGUGUUUUAGACGCGUUCCAGAGUGGUAAGUAUUUUAUUCAUUUAGAUUUUCGUUUCAUGUGUUACUUGAAACUGCUUUGAAAGAAUUACAAAAUAUUGAUUUAUUCACAAUUCAUCAAAUAUUGGAAUGCAACUGACACAUAUAUUCGUUCAAAAUAUCGAAGGCAUUUAAGCACUCUGAAACAACAUAAUAAUAUAAUGUAUAAACCAAACAAAGUUUUUUGUCUAAUUCAUGAGUCAUUUGAGAUGCUUUCUAUAACAUAUCAUUUUAAUUACAAUCAGGACGAAUGAAUAAGGCCUUUUAUUUAUUAACGUAACUUAAACAAAAAUACAUGAACUGUAACCGUACACCCCUCGAUCGUUGUUGUACGAGUUGGGCCAAACAAGCUUUUAUAUAUAUACAGAAAUUUAUAUAUAUAAUGUGAAUGUAUAGGAAGUUGAAACCGCUUCCACUAACAACGACGUUAUGCAAAAAUAUUAAUUAGAAUGACCAUUUUUAAAUGAAAAUGAAGCUUCAAAAGCUAGCUGGACUACGUGUGUGUCUUAUUCAAAACAAUCUGUAAGAUUUCGGGUAACGUCUGAGCCCCUCUGAGAAUAACAUGUAACUUUGUUGGCUACGUAUUAAAAUAAGUGUAAUGCUAUGCACGACAAGACAAAUAAGAAUAUAUAUAUUUUCAACUUGCGAUCCUGCCGACAUUUCGCCUUGAUUUAAUUAUACAGCUUCCACUUGGCGAAACAAAAAGGUGGUCGAUCAUACACAAUCGGUAUUUAUAUAUUACUUAUAUUAGUUGUAGCAGUAUUUUGGAUGCAAUUUACAGAGUACUACUAAGAAACUUUUAUCUGAGAAGAGUUUAAAUAAAUGUCUAUUAAGUUUUAGU